Cydia splendana is the source of this 2734-nucleotide messenger RNA. RefSeq names its product diacylglycerol kinase epsilon (gene Dgkepsilon). Gene Ontology annotation, molecular function: ATP-dependent diacylglycerol kinase activity. The record is from RefSeq and is a predicted model, not a curated record. Bases 92 to 1651 code for a protein of 519 amino acids. The transcript is spliced from 12 exons. NCBI's taxonomy places the organism in Eukaryota, Metazoa, Arthropoda, Insecta, Lepidoptera, Tortricidae.
ACUUUUGUGAUUGAUUGAUUUUCGGGCUUUCUCUCCCAAAAUUUAAUUAUAAAUCUUAUUUAUGUUCGUGUAAAACUUUAAAAACGUUGUUAUGGAAACGUUACACAUUUUAAAUGACGUUAUAUUCAAUCAUUAUUUUUUAAUUGGUGGUUUGUUCUUGAGUUAUUUGGUUUACCGAAUACUUCACGCACUUUUUGGUGAUAAUAAUUACUUACAAACCAAAUAUAGGUCUCGAGGUCAUACAUGGAGAAGCAUACAAUGUAACAAGUCCAUUCCUUAUAACAUUUAUUGUACGGUAUGUGGUAAGUUGAUGCUGCCUCUAAUAGGUCUCUUCUGCGAGUGCUGCGGUGUGAGCGCGUGCAAGAGAUGUCGCCGCGUUGUUGAUAAAAAGUUUAGGUGUAAACAAUUUACUUGGCCAGUUGACAAACAGUUCCACCAUCAUUGGGUUCACAUUGGUAAUAGCAGAGCAGAACAUUCCGACAACAAUGAUGACACAAUCCGAAAAUAUUAUUGCUGCUGGUGCCAAAGGACAAAGCUAUGCCAUGAUAGUGCCUUCAAUGACUCCGAGCAAUGUGAUUUCCUGAAAUAUCGUAAGAUAAUGAUUCCACCAGCUUGUGUGCAAGUUGAGAAUGGAGUAGUAACUGGCAUAAAGCCACCUACAUUUCCAGAUUGGGAGCCACUCUUCAUUUUUGCUAAUCGUAAAUCUGGAAGCAAUAGAAGUGAUGAAGUGCUAUCACUUUUUAGAGGGCUAUUGAAUCCCAUUCAGGUGGUGGACAUGGCCGAGACAGCGCCGGAGAGCGUGGUGCGGUGGAUGCCGCCACGAGCGCGAGUUCUCGUGGCCGGCGGCGACGGCACUGUCGCCUGGGUGCUCAACGUGCUGCACGCGGCGCCACAUGUCAAGGCAUCAGUGGCAAUAUUGCCAAUGGGCACCGGCAACGACCUCUCCCGGGUGCUGGGUUGGGGCGCCGGUCUCGCCUCGCAUUUAGACGCGCAGGCCAUCAUCGAAGACGUACAACACGCUGAAGAACAGCUCCUAGACAGGUGGAAGAUCACAAUAAAACCCACACGCGGACGCUUACGCAGCCGAGGCCGCGAGCGCGUCAUGUACAUGUACAACUACGCGAGCAUCGGUGUGGACGCGCAGGUCGCGCUGGACUUCCACCGCGCGCGCUCGCAGUUCCUCUACAGAUACGGCAGCCGGAUGCUCAACUACAUGGCCUACGUGUUAAUGGGCGCCGGGCGCGCGAUAGACAGCAGAUGCGACGGCCUGGAGCAGCGCCUGCGCGUGCGCCUGGACGCGCGCGACCCGAUCCCUCUCCCGCCGAUACAGGCGCUCGUGGUGCUCAACAUCCCCUCGUGGGGCGCCGGCGUGCAGCUCUGGAAUAUGGGGAAUGAAGGAGAUGUGGAAGAACAAAGUAUUAGCGAUGGAAAAAUUGAGGUUGUUGGCAUAUCGUCGUCAUUCCACAUAGCGAGGCUGCAAUGCGGGUUGGCGGAGCCCUAUCGCUUUGCACAAGCUUCGCAAAUAAAGAUCGAGCUGGAGGGAUGUUGCGCGAUGCAGGUGGACGGGGAGCCGUGGGUGCAGCGCUCCGCCACCGUGCUGGUGGAGCCGGCCGGACAGUGCCGCGUGCUGCGCAAGCCACAAGCCGAGUAGACUGUGGCCAGCAUGUACAGGUCGGCGAACUGCGGCGAGAGGAAGAAGCGACUAGAAGAGAAGACUAGUUUCUCAAAAGUUGACAUGUAAACUAUUUUAGACAGGUCAAAUUUUAUUCCUGAAACGGUGAUUUAUAGCGGCUGGCACUUUUACCGGUUGAAACGGCGAGUCACGGACUGAGACUUUUGAAAACUUACUCAAAACUAAACUUAAUGUCAAACAGUACCUAAUUACACUUUUAAUGUGUAAAUUUAACUUCUGAUAAACGUAGCGAGUGUUAAGUCUUGGCAGCCAAAAUAUUUAGGGUUCCAUAGCAAAUAUGUGAACCCUUUAAAUGUUGUAAUGUGUUCUCUGUCUAUAUGCCAUAGGCAUUUAAUAACAUGUAUUUAUAUUUUGUUGAUAGAUAACUAUUCAAAGGUAAUUUUAAAACACUAGGUCGUUGAUGUUAAUUAGGUAAGGUGCCUUCGGAAAAGAAUCGAAUGAUCUUAUUUUCGGGCACCUUAGGUGCCAAUGUAGAUGCACUCAUUAUACACAUACCGUCGAGUGAGGCUACCAGGGAACUAUAUAAUGGGUAAUAUAAAAUCUGUUCCCAAUAUUUCAAUAGUGUACCAACUAUUUCUUAUGCCUUUGGAAUCGAAUAUUUUCACUCCCACAAUUCCAAAUAGACCCAGAGAUCCCCGUGUGCCCCACUCGACUGUAUUACUACAUAUAUUGUAAAAUGCACAACAUAUUUUAUAGAUAACUUUAAAGUUGGAUAUAUUUAUGGUAUUAAAAUUUAAGCAGCGCCUUGUAGUGAACCUUUCGUUUACAUGGUAUAUAUUUGAUGUGCAAGUGAUUUUCAACUUUUUAUGAAAUAUGGUUAACUCACAAUACAGUGUCGUAAAAUGACUUAAGAAGAGUAUUACGGGUAGUUGAUUAAUGACCAACAGGUUACCAAUGGGUAUUGACUUUUUUACUAUGUAAUAUUAAUGUCUGCUCACAUUAUAAUUUCCUAGUUACAGUUACAAUUAUAUGUUGAGGAAUAAUUGUUGUUAAAAUAUAUUUCUAGAAUAUGAAUAUCGUUUUGAAUAUAACGUGAUGUGU